AGCCCAGAGCCUACUUUUGCUUGCUUUCUCCUUUGUGUGUGGGCCUUGUAGCUGUAGGGCUAAGCGGGCAUCAUGGCUGCUCAGAAAGAUCUCUUUGAUGCCAUCGUGAUCGGGGCAGGCAUCCAAGGCUGCUUCACUGCAUACCACCUGGCCAAACACGGGAAGAGGGUCAUCCUGCUGGAGCAGUUUUUUCUACCACACUCCCGAGGAAGCUCCCAUGGGCAGAGCCGGAUAAUCCGGAGGGCAUACCCCGAAGACUUUUACACCCAGAUGAUGGAUGAGUGCUACUGGAUAUGGGCCCAGCUGGAGCGCGAGGCUGGAACCCAGUUACACAGGCAGACUGGGCUACUGCUGCUGGGAAUGAGGGAGAAUUCAGAAUUAAAGACCAUCCAGGCCACUUUGUCUCGACAGGGGGUGGAACACCAGUGUCUUUCAGCUGAGGAACUGAAGCAACGUUUCCCCAAUGUUCGGUUGGCCGGGGGAGAAGUGGGGCUCUUGGACAAGUCUGGAGGGCUUCUCUAUGCAGACAGGGCCCUCAGAGCCCUCCAGGAUGCAAUUCGACGUCUUGGAGGCCUAGUGCGUGAUGGAGAGAAGGUGAUGGAGAUAAGACCAGAGCGACCCAUCACAGUGAGAAGUACCUCCAGGAGCUACCAAGCCAAGAGCUUGAUCAUCACAGCAGGUCCCUGGACCAACCAGCUCCUCCGCCCCCUGGGAAUUGAGCUGCCUCUCCAAACCCUGCGGAUCAAUGUGUGUUACUGGCGAGAGAAGGUUCCUGGAAGCUAUGGUGUGUCCCAGGCCUUUCCUUGCUUCCUGGGCCUUGGCCUCAGCCUGGCUCCCCACCACAUUUAUGGGUUGCCCUCUGGAGAGUACCCAGGGCUGAUGAAGGUCUGCUAUCACCACGGCAACAGUGCCGAUCCUGAGGAGCGGGACUGCCCGGAAGCCCUCUCGGACACCCGAGACAUCCAGAUCCUGAGCCGCUUUGUCAGAGAUCACUUACCUGACCUGGCGCCCGAGCUUGCCGUCCUGGAGCCCUGCCUGUACACGAACACCCCCGAUGGGCACUUCGUUCUUGAUUGCCACCCGAAGUAUGACAACAUUGUCAUUGGUGCUGGAUUCUCUGGACAUGGAUUCAAGCUCUCCCCUGUUGUGGGGAAGAUCCUGUAUGAAUUAAGCAUGAAAUUAACACCAUCCUAUGACUUGACCCCUUUUCGGAUGAGCCGCUUCCCUGGCCUGGGCAAAGCCCACCUUUGACCCCUGGCCAGCAGCCUCCCUUGUGUGCACAGGAGCUGGGAAUAAAGCCCUGUGGCUAUUAAAUGUCAGCUUGUUCUCCUGCCUCUCUUGAGUCCCUUGUCAAUGCCAGAUGAUUGAAU
Molecule: messenger RNA, 1370 nt
Organism: Mirounga angustirostris (Northern elephant seal)
Lineage: Eukaryota; Metazoa; Chordata; Mammalia; Carnivora; Phocidae
Gene: PIPOX
Product: pipecolic acid and sarcosine oxidase
Exons: 8
Coding region: 73-1251 (392 amino acids)
Cellular component (GO): peroxisome
Molecular function (GO): sarcosine oxidase activity; flavin adenine dinucleotide binding; L-pipecolate oxidase activity
Source: RefSeq, a predicted model, not a curated record